GUCGAGACCGCGCGGCGGUUGAGCGGCGGGCUGCGCCGGCGGGGGCCCGGCGGAGGGCGCAGCCGGCUCCACUUGGGCCCCUCGAGUCAUGUAAAGUAUCCACAUGCUUCAGCUCUUCCAUCCGUUCAGGUUACUGAGCAUCUGUUCUGGGCCAGGUCGUACGCGGCUGGACUGAGGCAUGAGCCCCUCACUGCGAGGUGGGGCCCAGUAGCGCGUCGCGGGAGGGGAGCGUCUCCCACACAUGGUUUGGCCCCGCAGCGCCUGGCGCCGCCCGAGCCGCCGUGAUGAAGCUGUUGGUGGCCAAGGUCCUCUGCAUGGUGGGCAUGUUCUUCUUCAUGCUGCUGGGCUCCCUGCUCCCCGUGAAGAUCAUCGAGGCGGAUUUUGAGAAGGCCCAUCGCUCCAAAAAGAUCCUCUCGGUCUGCAACACCUUCGGAGGCGGGGUCUUUCUGGCCACGUGCUUCAAUGCUUUGCUGCCCGCCGUCAGGGAGAAGCUCCAGAAAGUUCUGAGUCUCGGGCACAUCAGCACGGACUACCCGCUGGCCGAGACCAUCGUGAUGCUGGGCCUCUUCCUGACCGUCUUCCUCGAGCAGCUCGUCCUGACCUUCCGCAAGGAGAAGCCGUCCUUCAUCGACCUGGAGACCUUCAACGCCGGCUCGGACGCCGGCAGCGACUCGGAGUACGAGAGCCCCUUCAUGGGGGGCGCGCGGGGCCACGCGCUCUACGUGGAACCCCACACACACAGCCACGGGCUGAGCGUCCAGGAGCUGUCGAGCUCCAGCCCCCUGCGCCUGCUCAGCCUGGUCUUCGCCCUGUCGGCCCACUCCGUCUUCGAGGGCCUGGCGCUGGGCCUGCAGGAGGAGGGCGAGAAGGUGGCGAGCCUGUUCGUGGGGGUGGCCGUCCAUGAGACGCUGGUGGCCGUGGCCCUGGGCAUCAGCAUGGCCAGGAGCUCCAUGUCCCUGAGGGACGCGGCCAAGCUGGCCGUCACCGUGAGCGCCAUGAUCCCGCUGGGCAUCAGCAUCGGGCUGGGCAUCGAGAGCGCCCAGGGCGUGCCCAGCAGCGUAGCCUCAGUCCUGCUGCAGGGCCUGGCGGGCGGCACGUUUCUCUUCGUCACCUUCUUCGAGAUCCUGGCGAAGGAGCUGGAGGGGAAGAACGACCGCUUGCUCAAAGUCCUCUUCCUGGUGCUGGGCUAUGCCGUCCUGGCCGGCAUGGUCUUCCUCAAGUGGUGAGCGGCCUGUCGCUGUCGUGGUUGCCCCGCCCAGCUGGAGCUCGCCAGGAGCCCCAGGCCGGACACAAGCCCCGUCCCCCAGCCCCACAUCCCCCCAAGGGGGUGUUCAGCCCCUGGCUGCCACCUGAGCACAGAAGAGCUGCCUGGCACCAGGCCGUGCCCCACAUCCCACCCCCUGAGCCUCGGGGGACUAUUACUACU
Molecule: messenger RNA, 1426 nt
Organism: Equus quagga
Lineage: Eukaryota; Metazoa; Chordata; Mammalia; Perissodactyla; Equidae
Gene: SLC39A3
Product: solute carrier family 39 member 3
Exons: 4
Coding region: 285-1226 (313 amino acids)
Biological process (GO): zinc ion transmembrane transport
Cellular component (GO): plasma membrane
Molecular function (GO): zinc ion transmembrane transporter activity
Source: RefSeq, a predicted model, not a curated record